Molecule: messenger RNA, 2877 nt
Organism: Rasamsonia emersonii CBS 393.64
Lineage: Eukaryota; Fungi; Ascomycota; Eurotiomycetes; Eurotiales; Trichocomaceae
Exons: 7
Coding region: 1-2877 (958 amino acids)
Source: RefSeq, a predicted model, not a curated record
AUGGGCUCCCCCGGACUCCAUUCUCUCCCAACUGAAGUGAUUCUCAUACUCCUGCAGUCACUCUCCUCGUCGAAGGACCUGCAUGCCUUGAUCCGUGCCUCCGCUCCAUGUUAUCGCACCUUCAACACUUACCAGUCUUCAGUCUUUGCGGCUGUCCUCCAGAAUGCAAUCCAUCCUGAAGCACAGCUGGAUGCCAUGAUGGUUCUGGAGGCUGUUCGGAUCAAAAACUCUAUGAAGCGCUGUAGCGAGUUUAUCGAGGUCCGGAAAGACAUUCUCGACUACCUAAAGAAGUACCCUUCUCGGGAGCCCGUCAGCAGUCUCCGUGAAAUAGCCAAGUCUGAUCACAAGCAACUGCAGGAGCUGUUUCGUCUCUAUUCGUCUAUUGAGGGUUUUAUCUCUGAUUACUGUGACCGCGCAUUGCGUUAUCUCAACACAGUUCGUCCGCCUUCCACGGUGACAGGGUCAACUUCGGCAACGCUCUCUCCUACCGAGCUGGGACGCCUUCAGCGUGCGUUUUUUCGCUUCGAAACUUUUGCCAACAUCUUUCAAAUAUUCUCACUGUUGUCCUGCCCUUGGGCCUCUGACUGGCUGCGGGCCGACGCCGAACCGCCCAGUGAAUUUCUCAAGAUGUUUUCUCCGUGGGAACAAGAGGAGCUCGCGUGUGUCACCCAGUAUGUUGUCACCUUGGUCGGAGAAAUUUUCGACAAGGUCGAAGACGAGUUUGUCCAUGCUGUCGAGGAAGCGGUCGCAACGAGACGCCACCAGGACGGGGACGACAACGGGCACGACAACGAGGACGAGAUUCACGUGCUUAUGCUGCUGGACCUCCAAUGCAUGCGGUUUUUCAAAGCAUCCUACAAGCAGCGUUACCGAGUUGACCAUAUUGAUUUCGUCAUUUCUCGCGGAUUAGUAUUUGUGAAAAAGCUACUGAGCCUCGAACCGCUACCCCUCCGACAGGAGGUAUUGAAGUCGGCUCAUGAUCGAGAGCAGUUCAUCGGAAACCUGCAGGUGACUUUGGCAUGCGUCUCUAAUAAUACCCGGCGUGGAAUUUCAUCUCAGCAGCAUGUCCCGGGAGACUCUGAUGCAACCAGCUUUCCUGCCCAUGCGGAGGCAGACUCCCUGACAGAUUGCAAUCUGGGGUGGCUGUGGGCAUUUGACUACAACCUGGUGACAGUUGACCGCGACGCAAACUACGACCUCCGCGACCAGGGCUACGUCUUCUGGGACCGAGAACGAUUUCCAGAGGGCGGCUCGCUUCGCAGUUCGCGGAGCCCCGGUGGUGCUGAUGAUUUUCACUUCCCUUUCGGCGGUCGUAGUAGCCAAUCUUCCAGCGUGGAGGAAAGGCUGAUGCAUCUCGAACAUGUUCCGCAGAAGGUCUUCGAGGAGUCGGUCCCAUUCUAUGCUGAAAGGAUGCGAAGGAUUCUUGAAAGGCUCACCAUGCCGAUACAAUUAUCCCUCCAAGGGGGUGAACCGUCUCAUGGCUGGGACUUGCAACCAUUCGCGGAAACUGAAAGGAAUACUUCUAGAAUGUACGUAUUCAACCUCUAUCUUAAACGAUUCCGCAUAGCAUUGAAGUGGAGGGAAAGUGACGGAACGAAUAAUUCCUCUACAAUAUUGUAUUAUCAUUGCCUCUUCUCAUACCCUGUGACUCCUCCAUCGAGGUGGACGAAUCUCGACAAUGGCAACGGCUCAUUCUCACGUCAUACGUUGCUUGCUCUUUCACCUCGACAAACUUUGCGCAAUAAUGAAAAGCCCAGGCCGAUUAGAAAACCGCAUCCGGCAGCCCCUUCUUUGUGUUCGAUGACCGAUCCCCUGUCUGAGCCAACCAACAGACUGAUAAAGACCGAUGUCGUGGCCCUUCUCAAUCAUGGCGAACAUGAACGAGAGGUGUAUGCAAGACACAGUAUGGAUGCUCAACAAGAUGCUAUCAAUCGCAUCCUUGAUGGUGUGGAAUCAAUUCAGGAUGUGGACAGGAAUAUUAUUGUGGAGUUGCGAGGAGUCAUGGCUGGCACGAUGCCAAUCGAGAAGUUCCUGGUCACACCCGCCGAGUUUGCAUCCUGGAAACUGCAACACGAGCUGGGUGGCAUUGAGUAUAAUAGCGAACUGCAAAGACUUAUCGUCAAAGCCCCGGAUGGCGAUGUGCAUGGAGCCGCAGUCGAUGUCAUCACGCAUGACUGUUUCUCUGAAAUAGCCAAAAAGCUCGAGGCAAAAUGUCGUGGACGCCAUUUCCUGGUCGAGUAUAACAAAGGAAUUCCUCUCACUGGGUCCCAUGAGGACAGCGAGAAGGCAAGUGACGGACAAGUAAAGGAAACAAGUGCCAAGCGUCCCUUCAUUGUUCUGGAAGUUGCUUUCUCGCAGAGCAAGGAACAUCUUCUUCGUGCGGUCAAGAAGUGGCUAUAUGGAACUGAUAAUGUCACCAAGGUCGUCAUCGCAAUCGACAUCAAGGAGAGAGGUCAAAAACGGGAACAUUCCUGGGACUUGUCCGACCAUCAAAUUCGAGAACGCAAAACAGACGACUUGGCUGACCAUAUUGCCCAGUGGCAUCGGAACCAUGGUGACCAUCUACUAGGAAUAUUCACCGCACAGAUGUUCUUUUGCACAAAGGAGACAUGCCCAUCGGACUGCAAAGAGCUUUGCAACCCACUUUGGACAUAUGAGUUCUCACUGUCGGGGCCUAUUCAGCACGGAAAGUUUGCUGAGACCUUCCCCAACUGCCCCUUUCUCUCAGAAGAUUAUCGUCAUCUGAAGAUCCAGGGCAUAGAAGUCGAGUUACCUUUUGCGAGGCUGGAGACUGAAUUCGUGAAGCGUCUUAAAUCCUACGAGAUAGCAAGGUCCUUGUCCCAAGCAAUCGGCGCUAAGAAGCGAUCAUACGCGUAA